AUGGUGUCGCGUGCUCUCCGCCCCCGCCGCGCCGUGGUGGCGGUCGGCGCCGGCGCCGGGAGAAGCGACUGGUCGUCGCUCCAGGUGGAUCUUCUGCGCUCCGUGCUCAUGCGCCUCGCCGGGGACCGCGAGCGCGCCCGCUUCGGCGCCGUCUGCAAGGGGUGGGGGGCCGCCGCCACCGCGUGGCCGUCGCGCCCCUGGCUCGUCGGAUCCCGCGCCGACGACUGGUCCGGCCUGAGCGCCGCCACCGUGUCGUCGUUCUGGCUCUCUCAGGGGGAGCGUGGCCUCGCGCCGUUCGACGUCGACGUGCCCGCCGGAUCUGAGUACCUGUCGUCCUCCCGUGGCUACCUCGCGCUCUGGAACCCUUUGGAUAGCCCUAGGGCGAUCACCCUCUUCAACCCCGUCACCGGACGCCGGAUCCGGCUGCCGCCCAUCGGGUUCUUCAAGCGGUGGCACGACGUGGCCACCAUCGUGCUGUCGGAUGAUCCGGACACGGCGGAGGAGUGGUCCGCCGUGGCCGUCGGCUUCCCGGCGAACUCCCUCGCGUGGUACAGCUCCGCCACCGGUGAGUGGACGCCCCUCAGCUUCAGCUUCGCCGGCUACGCCGGCGUCGAGCACUUCAGGAGGCGGUUCUACGUGGCCUUCAAGUCGCAGCUCUGCGUCCUCGAGCUCGACGGCGGUGCACCCGCCGUCAUCCCGCUCGAGCUACAAGCCGGCAACGACGACGACCACAGCUCGGAAAGCGGAUGCCGGAACAACGGCGGCAGCGGCUUGCGCGACGAGGAUCCGCCGAGCAAGCGCAUCGUCGAGACCCACCUCGUGGAGUGCGACGGCGAGCUGCUGGUGGUGUCGAUGCACGACGAGGUGGCGUACAACACGGCGAACUCGGAGGGCGUCCUGGGCAACUUCGGCCGCAAGGCCCGCCACAGCGACGACGAGCGCUGGGUGGACGUGCACCGGGUGCAGUGGCUGGAGGGUGGCGCGGUGCGGCUGGUGCGGGUGCAGGAUCUCGGCUCCCACGCCCUCUUCGUGGGGCGGAACCAUGCCUUCGCGCUCUCGCCGGAGGAGUUCCCGGCGUGCCGGGCCAACUGCAUCUACGCCGUGGAGAUGCAGGGCCACCCUGGCGGGCUCGUCAGGGUGCUCAACUUCAACGACGACUCGACCGAGUGGGCUUUCCCUGAUGAGGACAUCUUCCCCGACGACGGCGCGGGAGGGUCGCCGUCGGCAGCCUGGGCUCGCCGUGGCUGGGUCUUCCCCAAAUACUAG
Messenger RNA from Oryza brachyantha (malo sina), 1266 nucleotides. RefSeq lists its product as uncharacterized. The transcript has a single exon. NCBI's taxonomy places the organism in Eukaryota, Viridiplantae, Streptophyta, Magnoliopsida, Poales, Poaceae. Bases 1 to 1266 code for a protein of 421 amino acids. The record is from RefSeq and is a predicted model, not a curated record.